This is a messenger RNA of Racocetra fulgida, 461 nucleotides long. The record is from the annotation of a GenBank genome assembly. Lineage: Eukaryota; Fungi; Glomeromycota; Glomeromycetes; Diversisporales; Gigasporaceae.
AUGGAGUAUGCAAGUGAAGGAAAUUUAAAAGAUUAUAAAAAUUUUCAAACUCAUAAAUGGUCCGAUAAAUUUGUAUUACUCGUCGAUAUUACCUGUUGCUUACGUAAACUGCAUGAAAAAGGUUAUGUGCAACCUAAAAUUAAAGAAAUUAAUGAACUUUUAGAUCAUUGGAAUCUUAUUCUGAAUUAUGGUCCGAAAUAUCCUGAAUAUAAGCGUGGAGGAUAUGCUUCUUUAGAUGAUAAUCCUUUUAAAUAUUACAAGGUUGAAGAUGCUCACGAUGCGCGCUUGAAUGCAAUUGAAGAAAGGAGAAUAGCUGAAAAUAAGUUUUCUCAUUAUGGUUCGGAAUUUGAAGAAUAUAAAACAAAAACCGCUGAGUUAAGUGUCGGAAAAAAUGGUAUAGAUCUAAGAUGUGGUUAUGAAAUUGCAUUAGUUAUCAGAAUAAUUAUGCUUAAUUUAGAAAU